Bacillus rossius redtenbacheri is the source of this 901-nucleotide messenger RNA. Its product is annotated as coiled-coil domain-containing protein 40-like. The coding region runs from base 440 to 853 and encodes 137 amino acids. Gene Ontology annotation, cellular component: cytoplasm. Lineage: Eukaryota; Metazoa; Arthropoda; Insecta; Phasmatodea; Bacillidae. The transcript has 3 exons. Gene Ontology annotation, biological process: axoneme assembly. The record is from RefSeq and is a predicted model, not a curated record.
CAUUAUUUCAUGAUGUGUGUGUGGAGCCACCUUUUUUCUUUAGCUAACUUUUGCGUCAUAUUAGUUAGACGAACAAAAAAUUGGCUUAAGUGUGGUGUUUGCAUGCUGUAAACAGUUUUAAAUAACUAUUUUUUAACGACGGAGAUUCUAAUUCAUACUUAAUAACCAUCAUCUGACAUUAUCAAACAUCUUAACUUUAUGGGAAAUUUAGUGUGGUCAUGGUAAUAAGAAAAUUAACAUAUUGGCAACACUGGUAGCAACAGAAUCAAACAACUAUUGGCUGUAGUAUUCGGCUCAGCGCGCAUCAUUUGAAGCACGAGUCGUUGAAUCCCCAAACAUUCCUCCACGCAUCCCGAGACAAUGAUACAUACGAGCUGAGUAACACAUUACAUGUGUUUGCUUUCUGUAUAAGCCAACGUCACCAAGAAGAACUCAAAGGAUGGGGGACCGCGGCGACGGGGCGGGCGACCGGGAGAUCCUGCCCGCCGACCACCCGCUCAUGAGGCGCUUCCAGCAGGCCCUCCGCGACCAGCUGCAGCUGCAGAAGGCCCAGCUCUCCGAGGAGGUGUCAGCGCUGGAGGCGGAGGUGAAGGAGCAGACGGCGGCGCGCGAGCGGCUGGGCGAGCGGCUCUACGACAGCCAGCAGGAGUGCCAGCGGCAGCUGAGGACGCUCGACGCGUGCCACGCCUCGCUCUCCGCGGCCGCUGAGGACCGCGCGCGGCACCAGGAGUCGGUGGCCGCGUCGCGCGCCGCUCAGCGCGAGCGAGCCUGCAGGCUGGCCGAGGCGCACGGAAAAGGUACCGCUUCACUUAGCGCGUUCGUUCGUUCGUUCGUCAUGCGCUUGAGCACGUGAUCAUCCUCAUCCAGUGGCGUAGCCAGGAUUUGUGUAUGGGGGGGUGUU